CUUUAAUCUUCAUGUCAAUAGAACAUUACAGUGCACUUUCCCCUAUACAACUCUUUUUACAAAACCUCGAUCUUUUAGGUUUUGAACCACAACGAGAUGCUUGUGAUCAGGCUUUUCAACACUUAAUAUUUGAUACUUCGUUAUAUCAACCAAACACUGACAACACCAGGGCAUUUGAAUGUACUAGUUAUUUUUUAUUCAAAAAACUAGAUCCAGUAGAAACCAAGACCAAAUUUGCUUCUUGCUGGCCUAUUCAAGAAUAUUCACCUUUGGCUCGAACAUACCGUAUGACUGCUUAUCAAUGGUUAGUGGAACUCAAGGAACGACAACUUUUGUUAGGUCCCAUCUCAUUACGAAGAAGUUAUUUUGAAUCAUGUCCAGGACACGAAGCUUUUAUCUCUAUCAUGUUGUCCUUAUCUAUAUUGACUCUACAAACAGUGAUUGAUCGUGACUAUGCAGAUCCAAAUGGUAAACCAAUACGAUUGAUACCCUCCUACAAGAAUGUUGGCAACAUUGACGAGCGGUUACCUCUUCCAAAUGAAAAUCCAGAAACUGUCCAAUAUAGUUUACAAACAGCAAUACAAGCUCUAUCAACUUACGUACAACAACAAAAGCAUGAUUUUAUUGUAUCUACAAACAAAUCUAUAGCCAAUGCAACAUUAUUGAAACAAGCGAUCGAUACACAACGAAAAUCCUUAUCCUAUUCUUCUUACGAAUAUCAAUAUGGACAAGUACCUGAUCUGACAAGGAUAAAGAAACGUAUGAUCCAAUAUCAUCAAGCUCAAACACAUCAACAAGAUCUAACCCAGCAUGCUUUAUCUGAUCAUAUAUUGAAAAGUGCUCAAUUACAAAUAGAAAAGCAUGAUCAGAUUCAGAACCAUACACAAAUGACAAUUGAUGAUUAUCAUAUACGGUAUAACCUUCCUUCCUUAUUAUCAGGAGAUACGAAUAUCAAGGAUGCCGUUGAGGCAAUACAGACUCAAGUUCGAUACCUUCUUGAUAGCAAACGAUGAUGAACAAACCUUUUUCUUUUUGACAUUGGCUGACUUCAAAAUGCGUGUUUUUUUUUUCUAUCCAUUAUCCCCCGUACAACAAUUUUUUUUUUCUUCUGUUUCUCCUAUUCUUUGUAUUUUUAUUAUCCU
This is a messenger RNA of Halteromyces radiatus, 1142 nucleotides long. RefSeq names its product HAUS augmin-like complex subunit 6 N-terminus-domain-containing protein. The transcript is spliced from 4 exons. NCBI's taxonomy places the organism in Eukaryota, Fungi, Mucoromycota, Mucoromycetes, Mucorales, Cunninghamellaceae. Bases 12 to 1013 code for a protein of 333 amino acids. Gene Ontology annotation, cellular component: mitotic spindle microtubule; HAUS complex. The record is from RefSeq and is a predicted model, not a curated record. Gene Ontology annotation, biological process: spindle assembly. Gene Ontology annotation, molecular function: microtubule binding.